UUCAACCGACACAGAGAUAAGUUAGAGGCGGAUUUUCUUGCGUCUAACCCUUCUGCAGCUGUCGAGAACAACAUGGCAAACAAAGCACAGCAGCCUCCUCACCUCCAUCUGGCCGAGGUCACCGCAUCCCAGUUCCUCGACAUCUGGAAACAUUUCGACACCGACGGUAAUGGCUACAUUGAGGGGAAGGAGCUGGAGAACUUCUUCAGGGAAUUGGAGAUCGCCCGGAGAGGAGCAGGGGUGGACCCUACAAACCCUACAUUCAGAGAAAAGAUGAAGGAGUUUAUGCAGAAGUUUGACAAGAACAAAGAUGGCCGAAUUGAGAUGUCAGAGCUGGCCCAGAUUCUUCCAACUGAAGAGAACUUCUUGCUGUGCUUCAGACAGUUUGUCAGCUCCAGUGCUGAGUUUAUGGCAGCAUGGCGACGUUAUGAUACAGAUCGCAGUGGCUACAUUGAAGCAAAUGAACUGAAGGGUUUUCUGUCAGACCUGCUGGAGAAAGCCAACAGACACUACGAUGACCAGAAGCUCCAGGAGUACACACAGACCAUACUCAGGAUGUUUGAUCUGAAUGGAGAUGGGAAGUUGGGCCUGUCGGAGAUGGCGAGGCUUCUCCCUGUUCAGGAGAAUUUCUUACUCAAAUUCCAGGGUGUCAAGUUGACCACUGAGCAGUUUAAUGCCAUCUUCACAUUCUAUGACAAGGAUGGGAAUGGCUACAUUGAUGAGCAGGAGUUGGACGCUCUCCUACGAGACCUUUACCAAAAGAACAAGAAGGAUGUGGACCUGAAGAAUCUGGCAGGCUACAAGCAGAGCAUCAUGGCCCUUUCUGAUGGAGGGAAACUGUACCGCAGUGAGCUGGAAAUUGUCCUCUGCAGGGAUCCGAUGGUGUGACCCUUCUCUCCUUUCUCUUGUUGUGAAUCAUCAUUCUCUCUGCCUGCCCCGCCCUGCUCUACCAAGACCACGCCAACUUCCAAGCUGCCUGGCGACGGAUACCAGGUGCAUGUGCCGGACACAACCCCCUCAUGUUAUAACUUCAAAAUGAUUGACAAGUGCACUGUCAGCACAAAACAGCUCGUCCUUCUUGAACCCCCGAUCUCUGAAACCUGACCUCUUCACCCAAAUUCCAGUUUCCUGGCCAAAACCUCUACCUUUUCACACUCAAGAUGAAAUCUCUUUAAUCUGACCCAUCAACUCUUCUUCUGACCCUCAACCCUGACCACUUCUAUCUUUAUCCUAAUUCCUACCAUUCUGACUCUCUACACCCUGGCCAAAACCCCAAACCCCUUAUUCUAGCCAAUAAUCCACAAAAAUGAUCCCUCACCAUAACAAUAAUCCCAGACCCUUGACCCUGUCUUCCCAAAAUGCAUAUUGACCCCUCUGUUCCCUUGCUCUUCAAAUCUGCAUCAAAUACAAUAUAUAGUAAAAUUUUACUGAAUCUAACUUCUAUCAUUUAUAGUCUGUGAUGGAACUAAUAUAAUUUUUCCACCUGUACUUUUCCUAAAGUCCUGAUGUUUGGUUCAUUCUCUUCUGUACAAUUGCCAUGUUAUGAUUUCAUUUUCAAUGUUGGUUUUUGGCUGAAACUGUCAACUGAGAAUAUUAAUAAAAUGUCUUAAGAUAAAGCCA
This is a messenger RNA of Myripristis murdjan (pinecone soldierfish), 1620 nucleotides long. It is a transcript of the gene calb2a, whose product is annotated as calbindin 2a. Lineage: Eukaryota; Metazoa; Chordata; Actinopteri; Holocentriformes; Holocentridae. Gene Ontology annotation, cellular component: nucleus; dendrite; cytosol. The transcript has 11 exons. Gene Ontology annotation, biological process: regulation of long-term synaptic potentiation; regulation of presynaptic cytosolic calcium ion concentration. Gene Ontology annotation, molecular function: calcium ion binding. The record is from RefSeq and is a predicted model, not a curated record. The coding region runs from base 73 to 888 and encodes 271 amino acids.